GUACAUUCGCGGAGAAAGAGUACCGCAAACCUGCAUCGUUUUACUUAAGUGACUUGAUUCUCCCCCCCUUUUUGCCGAUCGCUUAAAUAUAUAUCUCUCUCCUUUUAUAUAUUUAUUUAUUAUUAUUCUGUGUGUUUUUUUUCAUUCAUUUUUUUUCUGCCGCGCGUUGUGUGUAACACAGUGCACCUUCUUUCUUUCUCUUCAAGGUUUUCGAGUCUGGCUGGCUUCCUUCGCCGGAAAGCGUCGUGUUGAGAUACAACGCUCGCUCUGUCGUGUUAGCAGUAUUACUAUUGUCGCUGCUGCUUUUAUUGCGGAGUCCGUCUUCUUGUUUUUUUGUUUGUUUUUGCUGCUUACUUUCUCUGUUUUAACAAGGCUGGCGAUUAGUACGAGUAGUACUGAACGAAGAGCCCUCCUUCUUUUCUUUUUUUGUGUGGGCCUUCUGAACCUCCGCGGUGUCGCUGCAGUGCCGGUGCAGUGCCUUGGUGCCACGCCACUCGUGCAAGAAUCAAAUCAUAAUAACAACAACAAAAAAAGAGAAAAUGCCGAGGAGCACCAACAACACCGACGUGGGCUACGCCGCGUCCACACGCCCGGUCAAGUACGGACCGACGGAGGGGUAUCAGCCGGGAAGCGGCGAGCGAUGGUCCCUGGCUCCAAGCCAACCACCCGGCAUCGCGGCGGCCACCACCAGCACCUUUGCGACGCUGUCCGACCACACACUGUCGAGCAGCCCCGUCGCCACCUCGCUCGCCGACAGCAAUCGGCCGUUUGAGGGAACAGGCCAACGCGAUAUGGACGCCCCUGGCCGCGUCCAAGGGAGUACACGUGGCUUUGCACCGUCAGCGCCGGUCCUCAUCGGAGCAUCCGGACGGGCUGUGGGUGCGUCCUACGACCCCACUCUUCGAUCGGACACAACCCAGCUCGAUACGCAGGAACACUCUCCGUCGACGCCGGAGGCGUUGCUGAUUCUCUCCGCCGCCGCUGCACGGCUGAACGGCGCGGACUCUCCGCACCCGCGAAGCCGGCGGAGCGAGAGCAGCGACGCCCUCGCCAGUGCGGAGUACCACAGCCUGAACAGUCCAGCCCUACUGACGAGUACAUCCGCUGACGACGUGCACGCAAUGGACGCACCGGCGGCAGCGGACACGCGACAACGGCCGCCGCCGCCGCCGCAUACAUCUCUGUCUAACUCCGCCUGGCCGGCCGAUAUGGUCGCCGGCCCUGCGUCGCCGUCGCUGUCGUCGGUGCCGACGUCGGCUGCGGUGGCGUCCCCGCUGGCCGCCGGCGACGCCGUCGCCCGGCCCGCGGCCGCUGCGUCGUUUAUUUCUUCUCCGUCACCCGCGCCUUCUACGACAAACGCGCGCACUGCUGCUGCUGCUGCUGCUGCUGCUGCUGCUGCACGGCGAUGGACGGAGGAGGAGCAGCAGCGGGAGCGUGACACGGCCCGUCAGACACCUCCGCGGGGACGGGGGUUUGUGCUCCGUGCUGGUGGUGGCGGCCGUGGCGACGUCAUCACCCAGCAAAGGGGCGGCAUCGGUUGUAUUGCGGGAUCAAAGGCCGCCAACGCGUCGCGUACACCAGCAAGCAGCCCGACCUGUGACGGACGAGGCAGCGGCAGGAUCGGCGUGGGCGACGACACAAACCACCACCGCAGCAAAUCCCCGCUCCCCCUCCAUGAGCGUCGCCUUUGCUAUCAGCCCUUUAAAGACACGGAGCCGGUGUGCACGGCCCACACCGCCUCCGCCCCUGACUGGGUUUUGCUGAACGUGGGUGGUAGACUGAUCACCACGACGGUCGCGACGCUGAUGGCGGACCCGGACAGCAUGUUAGCCUCUCUCUGUGCGUGUCUCACACGGCCGUCACCACCCACACCACCUCACAGCAGCAGCAGCAGCAGCAGCAGGCGUCGGCGCGGCGCGGCGGCCCGGCUGGUGAGUCGGCACAUCGCGAUGCCACCGCCUCCGAUCCCGUCGCUUUCCACCGCAGAAGCUUCGAUGGAACUGCCGCUGCCGCCGCUGAGGUGGCAGCCCGUCCACGCAGGGAGACCGGACAGGAGAGGCGCAGCGACAUGACACUGAUGAGCGGCGGCGGUGGUGGAGGCGAUGCUCGGUCGCUUGCGGUGGACGACGAGGAUAGCAGAGGCGAGGAGCGCAGAGAAGCAGGUGAAGAACGCGGCGUCGCUGCCGCUGCUGGGACGGACGCACUGGGCAACGGGUCAGCUGCUGCGGUGCUGGCGGAGGGCGCAGGACCGACAGAUGGUGAUGGCGACCAUUCGAACCGAUCACCCGCCCCCCUUGUUCUUCUGGCGCCGCGACGCUCCUUUAUCGACUUCCAAGGCCACAGUCCACCACAGCAGCACCAGCAGCAGCAACCGCAGUCGCACGCACAAGCGCCGUCUGCUGCUGCUGCUGUCUCCGCGGUACGCGACGCCAUCGGUGGUGCUACGACGGCGGCGGUGGUGGUGGAAGGAGAAGAGGGCGACGGGGAGGCGGUGAACCCGCAGCAGGCGAUCUCCGCUGUCCCCCUCGACACGGACCGCUACAACGCAGUGCUCCUCGACCUCGAUGCGGAUUACUUCCUACCGGUUCUGAAUUACCUGCGCCACGGAGCGGUGAUGAUCCCGCAGUACCUCAACGUGGACGGCGUGCUUGCCAUGGCGGAGUACCUCAACGUGGCGGGCCUUGUGCGUCUGCUGCGCGGCCCGCCGGUGCCGCGGCGUGUGCUGCUCUUCAGCUGGGGCUCCGGCAGCAACGGCGAACUGGGCACCCACGCGAAGCGCGAUGAGGCGACGCCGACGAUGGCGCAAGUGACUCCGUUCGGUGUGCGGGUGCGCGAGAUCGCGCUGGGCGCCAACUACAGCUGCGCGCUGACCGACACGGGCAACAUCUACACCUUUGGCAACGGGGAGUGGGGGCAGCUGGGGCUGGGCGGCGCAUUGACCGGCGGUCGCGGUGGUGGCAGUGGGACGGCGUCCGCGGUGGUGGGUGGCGGCCUGAACGGGAGUAACAGCAGCAACGUCAACGGCGGCCAAGAUGGGAACGGCGUGGAGGUGCCGGUGGAGCUGCUCAUCCCUCGCCGCAUCCCUUUAUUCGAGCAGAUCCCCGCCGUGCACGUCGCCGCCGGCUACGCCUUUGCGAUGGCGGUCGUCGAGGGCCACCACGUCUUCUUCUGGGGCAACAACAAUCACGGGCAGAGCGGUCGUGGCCGCAGCUUCUUCGACCCGCACACGAAGAAGGUCGACACCCCGGUGCUGGUGGAGACGCUGGAGGGGCGGCGGAUUAUUCAGCUGAGCUGUGGCAGCUUCUUCGCCCUGGCCCUCAGCGAGGACGGUGCCCUCUACAGCUGGGGCCUUGUGGACUGCGUCGGGCUCGGGACCCCCGAGGAGGUCGAACGUCGCUACCACGCCGUUCUCGGCGAGUCGCUCAGCAACGAGCGCCGCAGCGUGGUGCUCACGCCGCAGCUGGUGACCGUCAAGGGUCGUCGACGGGCCGCCGCGGGGGCUAGUAGCAGCGGCAGCAGCGCCGCCUCCGAGCGGGUAGUACGCAUCCGCGCCGGUCAGUGGCACAGCGGCGCGAUCAACGAGCACGGCGAGCUCUUCACCUGGGGCGUCGGCUAUCAAGGUCGUCUCGGGCACGGCUCGAAGACGCCCGCGUACGUGCCGACGUUGGUGCAAGGGGCGCUGGAGGGGCAGCACGUGGUGGAUGUCGCGUGUGGCUCCUUCCACACCGUCGCCCUCACCUCCAAAGGCGACGUGUUCUGCUGGGGCGACAACGCAAGUGGGCAGUGCGGCACCACCGCCAAUAGCCCCGACGCCUUCACUGCGCCGUAUCGCGUCGUGGGCCUCGAGUACGUCGCCGGCGGCGUCGCCCGCAGCAUCGCGUGUGGCCGGCAGCACACCGUCGUCGUGAUGGAAGGCCCGCAGCCGUGGUGCGUGCUGCCGUGCUGCCAGGUCGACGCAUGUGGGCGGCCGGCGCACUCCCACGCGCAGGUGUACUGCUUUGGCGAGGUGACCCGCACAGGGAACGGCAUGGCGGGCACGGCGGUCGUUGGUGGAACUACAACGGCGGCAGUUGCGGGCAGCAGCGGCAACGGACCUGCUCGUGGGUCGGCUGGUGGGUCGCAUGGCAUGCCGCUGACGGCGCUGAGCGGCAGUGCACUGCCCGGCUCCCCGAACUACCUCCCCUUCACCGUAGGCGGCGCUGCGACCGCCUUCUUACCCACGCCGUCGAUGGCUGGGGGGCGACCGACCUUGGCAGGCACCGCCGGCCACCACCACCCGCACUACCAGCUCGUGACCGGGCUGCAGCAUGUUGAUGUGCGGGCCGUCGUGAGUGGGCUGCAUCACACCUUCGCCUACGUGGAGGAGCUCAUGUUGGAUGACGACGGACGGAGCGGCGACGGGGGGUGGGAGGGCGGGAGGGCCUGUGUUCGACCGCCGGGGUCCUCCUACCGCAGCGGCGGCGGCAGUGCAGCUGCGACUGCGCACGGGUACAAGCCGUCGUACGUUUUCCCACAGCGUCCCUCGAGUGCGAUGCGGCCGCCAUCUUCUGCUGCGGCAGGCGCCAUCGCUUCUUUUUACCUUCGUGGGACGUCAAGCGGGCCGAUGCCGUUUUAUCCGCCCGAUUGGGGGCUGGGGGCGGAGGGCGCGUCCUCCGUGCCGCCGCUGCCGCCCGUUGCCGAUGCGUCCGCGACAGCCGCGAGCGCGACUACCAGGCGCUUCUACGCCCCGUCGUGA
This is a messenger RNA of Leptomonas pyrrhocoris, 4735 nucleotides long. RefSeq lists its product as hypothetical. The record is from RefSeq and is a predicted model, not a curated record. The transcript has a single exon. The coding region runs from base 2069 to 4735 and encodes 888 amino acids. NCBI's taxonomy places the organism in Eukaryota, Euglenozoa, Kinetoplastea, Trypanosomatida, Trypanosomatidae.